Triplophysa dalaica is the source of this 975-nucleotide messenger RNA. NCBI's taxonomy places the organism in Eukaryota, Metazoa, Chordata, Actinopteri, Cypriniformes, Nemacheilidae. The record is from the annotation of a RefSeq genome assembly.
AUGCUAAACACUCUAUUAACACAUCUAGUUAACCCACUUGCAUAUAUUGCCCCCGUCCUAUUGGCAGUGGCCUUCCUCACACUCCUUGAACGUAAGGUUUUAGGUUACAUACAGUUGCGGAAGGGACCAAACAUUGUAGGGCCCUACGGGCUUCUACAGCCGAUUGCAGAUGGGGUAAAACUAUUUAUUAAAGAACCCGUCCGCCCGUCUACGUCGUCCCCCUUUUUAUUCCUAGCUACCCCAAUACUUGCGUUAACACUAGCCAUAAUGCUAUGAGCACCUAUACCUAUACCUCAACCCGUGGCAGACUUAAACCUAGGGAUUCUGUUUGUUCUGGCCUUAUCCAGUCUGGCCGUGUACUCUAUUUUAGGCUCAGGAUGGGCAUCUAACUCAAAAUAUGCAUUAAUUGGUGCCCUUCGAGCAGUCGCCCAAACAAUUUCAUAUGAGGUAAGCCUUGGGCUAAUUUUGCUAUCUAUUAUCAUCUUUUCAGGGGGCUACACCCUACAGAUGUUUAGCACUGCCCAAGAAAGUAUUUGGCUAGUAGUUCCAGCCUGACCCUUGGCGGCAAUGUGGUAUAUCUCCACGCUAGCUGAAACAAAUCGUGCACCCUUUGACCUAACAGAGGGUGAAUCCGAAUUAGUCUCCGGUUUCAACGUCGAAUAUGCAGGUGGACCUUUUGCCUUGUUCUUUCUAGCUGAAUAUGCCAACAUCUUAUUAAUGAAUACCCUAUCGGCCAUUCUUUUCCUCGGUGCAUCUUACAUCCCUUCUAUGCCAGAGUUGACUACCAUUAACUUAAUAACUAAGGCUGCGCUACUUUCAGUAGUGUUUCUCUGGGUUCGGGCAUCUUACCCACGAUUCCGGUACGACCAGCUAAUACAUUUAGUUUGGAAGAAUUUUCUUCCCCUAACUUUAGCGAUGGUUAUCUGACACACCGCCCUCCCGAUUGCGCUUGCAGGGCUUCCUCCCCAGCUCUAA